AUGCUCAGCCCAGCACUUCUCAAGGUUUCCAUGAAUCGCAGGUCAUCGGCUCCUGUUGCAAAUGACGAUAAGCCGACUCAUCAGAAUCGAAACAGGACCCCUUCUUGUCUGCAAACAAUGAACGAGGAUCAAGAAAUGCACUUUCAAAAGGAUCGAAUAAUUGAAGGAGGAAGUGCCACCUCAAUAUUGGUGAUUGAUCAUCCACUCGAGACGGCUCCGGUCUCAAGACGAAGUUCGUUUAUGGGACCACCAAUCAAUACGACUUUCGAGAAGAAAAUUCGCAAAAACUCAUCGGUAAAUAUCUCGUGA
Molecule: messenger RNA, 309 nt
Organism: Caenorhabditis bovis
Lineage: Eukaryota; Metazoa; Nematoda; Chromadorea; Rhabditida; Rhabditidae
Source: the annotation of a GenBank genome assembly